UAGAAGAUUGAAGACAAAAGCAAAGCAUAUACCUCUGAGCAAGACUCUCUCAGAGUCUCACUCACUCUUCUCACUUCUCAGUUCAUCAUCUGCAAGCAUUUCUCAGUUCCACAGUAAUGGCAAUGGCAACUUGGGUUCUGUUAGCUUCACUAUUCUUGGUCUCUGUUUCAGCUGACAGUAAAAAUAACACUGCAAAUGAGCUUGUCUCCGUACUCAACAGCAAUCGAACUGGUCACAAAGCAUCACUUCUUGCAGACAAUCAAGGACUAGCCUGCAUUGCUUUGCAAUACAUAAAAGCAUAUCAAGGCAAAUGCGAGGAUGUAGAUAACAAAAAACCUCUUGACUCAGACAUUGCUGAUACUUUUGCUCCCAGCUGUGGCGUCCAAGCAUCAACCUUGACACCAAUAACCGGGCGGCUAAUAGGUUGUCAAUCUAAAUACAUCUCUGCACCUGAAGCAUUUUCAACCCUUCUAGUUCCUAGCAGCAAGGGACUGGAUAUAUUAUACAAUAAAAACCACACUCAAGUUGGGGCAGCAGUGAAAGGUACUGAUGGCGGGUCGCCGUAUUUUUGGUGCGUGCUUUUCAGUAAUGGAAAAUCAAAUAGCAGUUUCCUCGUUGAUGGAGGCCAGAUCAAAGACCAAGGUCCUGGAUGUUUCAGUGGAACAAGCGAUGAUUGCAGUAAUGCUAACGGAUCUCACAGGGUUCUUUGGUUACAUGUGAUCGGAAGUUUAGCUGCUGCUGUUUAUGCAUUAGGUUUCUGAACCUUUUCUGCACGCAUUUCUGUUUAAAAACCCGGCUGUUCUACUUCAGAAGUAGUUUAGAUCGAUAUCAGAGAUGUGCUUAAACUUGUUUUCUGGAAUUUCUUUUUGUAUUUGUAGUGUUGAAGCCAUAUACGAAUGCAGCUUGAAUGUUUCACAAGCCUCUCUAUGGAUUGACAUUCUCUGCAAUAAAGCUGUUAAGC
Messenger RNA from Papaver somniferum (opium poppy), 961 nucleotides. RefSeq lists its product as uncharacterized. The transcript has 2 exons. Bases 117 to 761 code for a protein of 214 amino acids. The record is from RefSeq and is a predicted model, not a curated record. NCBI's taxonomy places the organism in Eukaryota, Viridiplantae, Streptophyta, Magnoliopsida, Ranunculales, Papaveraceae.